GAAGAGUGUUUGCUUCAUCUUUCUCUCCUCGUUUGCAGUCAACCGAAAGUAAAUUUUGGACCUUAUUGCUAGUCAUCUUAAGCCCUUCAUCACUGACAGCAGCGUCCAGAUGACUGACUCCUACACCUCUCGCGCCGGUGACCACUCGCCCUCUCCAAAUGGCUACGCGAACGGUUCCAGUCCGUUGUUGGCCCAAUCUAACAACGCUGGUAUCUCACCUGUCAUUCGCAAAAAGCUUAUGGGCUACGUCGGCUUCGCCAACCUUCCAAACCAAGUGCACAGGAAGAGCGUCCGGAAAGGUUUCCAGUUCACUACAAUGGUCGUCGGCGAGUCGGGUUUGGGCAAGUCUACGCUGAUCAACACUCUCUUCAACACGCCUCUAUACCCUCCCAAGGAGCCCCUUCCUCCUUCGGCUGAACGACCCAAAACGGUUGCUAUUGAAAGCAUUGGUGCAGAUAUUGAGGAGAACGGCGUUCGUCUUCAUCUCACCGUCGUUGAUACUCCCGGUUUUGGCGAUUUUGUCAACAAUGACGACAGCUGGAGGCCGAUUGUAGAAGACAUUGAGUCGCGCUUCGACUCAUAUCUAGAGCAGGAGAACCGUGUAAAUCGGCAGAAGAUCGUCGACAACCGUGUUCACGCUUGUCUUUACUUCAUCCAGCCCACAGGUCACUCGCUGAAACAACUCGAUAUUGAAUUUAUGCGUCGCCUGCACACCCGAGUUAACCUAAUUCCUGUCAUCGCAAAAGCUGACACGCUGACGGACGAGGAAAUUGUUGCCUUCAAAGCCAGGAUCCUUGCAGAUAUUGCUCACCACAAUAUUCACAUCUUCCAGGCACCCAGCUAUGAGAACGAGGAUGAGGAAACCCUUGCUGAGGCCGAGGAAAUUGCUAGCAAAAUUCCUUUUGCAGUCGUUGGUUCGGACAAUGUCGUGGACACCAAAGAUGGUCGUCAAGUCCGCGGACGUGCAUACCCUUGGGGUGUCAUCGAAGUUGACAAUGAGGAACACUGUGACUUUGUUAAGCUUCGCCAGAUGCUCGUCCGGACCUACAUGGAGGAGCUUAGAGAGCGUACAAAUGAUGUGUUAUAUGAAAACUGGCGAAGUGAGAAACUUCUUAGCAUGGGUGUCGCCCAGGAUUCUAGUGUCUUCAGGGAGAUCAAUCCUUCUGCCAAGAUCCAGGAGGAACGCAUCCUGCAUGAGGCCAAGCUUUCCAAGAUGGAGGCUGAGAUGAAGAUGGUGUUCCAGCAGAAGGUCCAGGAGAAGGAGUCGAAGCUGAAGCAGUCCGAAGAGGAACUUUAUGCCCGACACAAGGAAAUGAAGGACGCUCUCGACAAGCAGCGCGCAGAUUUGGAAGACAAGAAGCGAAGAAUCGAGAGCGGUCGACCGCUGACCCCAGAGAAGAACACUACCAAAAACCGUCGCUUCUUGCGGUAGAUUCUCUUCGUCUCGGUACUUCUUUCUUGUUCUCUCUUCGCCUCUUCUAGCUUGCCAUUUAGUAUUCUUGCUAUCGUACAUUGCCUUGGCGUUUCACUCAUUACCUCGCGCUCGAACAUUUUACACUCUCUUUUGGAUUGAUAUCCAGUUUUGGCUACCCUCUACCCUUUUAGUACUAUGAGCAACUUCUUAUGCAGAGUUUCUGGAUGUUGAAAGACGUCGAGGAGACGAUUGGAUUUUUAUUUUUGCGAUGACUGCGCGCAGAUACCCAGUGUUGCCACUAUGUCAAUACUGAUAAACAGAUAAUCUUGAGUUGUCACAGCUUAAUGAGAUUUGAUCACGAACCACG
Molecule: messenger RNA, 1781 nt
Organism: Suillus fuscotomentosus
Lineage: Eukaryota; Fungi; Basidiomycota; Agaricomycetes; Boletales; Suillaceae
Product: Septin-domain-containing protein
Exons: 8
Coding region: 110-1432 (440 amino acids)
Biological process (GO): cytoskeleton-dependent cytokinesis
Cellular component (GO): cytosol; cell division site; microtubule cytoskeleton
Molecular function (GO): GTP binding; GTPase activity; molecular adaptor activity
Source: RefSeq, a predicted model, not a curated record